Messenger RNA from Lactuca virosa, 228 nucleotides. The record is from the annotation of a GenBank genome assembly. NCBI's taxonomy places the organism in Eukaryota, Viridiplantae, Streptophyta, Magnoliopsida, Asterales, Asteraceae.
AUGUUACUGAUGGAAAUCUUGAAAUUAAGUUGUACACAUAUAACCAGAUCAUAUAGGUGUGCUAUAGUGGCUCAGUUGAAUUUUAUCAUGGAUGUUGUUAUGAAUGCAGCAAAGUCAUCUGGUUGUCUAAGAGAAAGACUGUCUAAUGCAGCUGCUGCAUUUAAUGCAAAGAGUCAAGCAUCACUUAAAGGCAAGAAUGCAUAUUUUAUGCUAUGUGGGACAGAUUAG